Syzygium oleosum is the source of this 2612-nucleotide messenger RNA. RefSeq names its product U-box domain-containing protein 33-like. Gene Ontology annotation, biological process: protein phosphorylation; protein ubiquitination. Lineage: Eukaryota; Viridiplantae; Streptophyta; Magnoliopsida; Myrtales; Myrtaceae. The record is from RefSeq and is a predicted model, not a curated record. Gene Ontology annotation, molecular function: protein kinase activity; ATP binding; ubiquitin-protein transferase activity. The transcript is spliced from 9 exons. Bases 318 to 2399 code for a protein of 693 amino acids.
AGCACCAUGGCACAGAGAGAGAGAGAGAGAGACACAGCAGUUCUUGAGACAGCAGUUCAGUUCUUUGAACACCUUGGCUAAGUUGGGCUUGCCAGAAUUGCCCUCUUGAAGCUGAUUGGACACCUCCCUCCCGUGCCCGAACACAGGGAGAGGCGCCGGUCCGUUAAAAGCGAACGAAUUGGGAAGAAACUUCAUCUGGGUCGUCGUCACUGGUUAGUGUCUCUCUUCUCCCAGGUGGAAGUUAGCUCUCUGCCCGCUUGCUCCUUCUUCUUAUUCCCCCUGUUUCGGGUCGUGCGGCGGCGGCGGCGGCGGCUGCGAUGGAGGGGGACGGCGGCGGAGGUGGAUCGCCGGCGAGGGUGGUCAACGACCGGGUCUACGUCGCGGUGGGGAGGGACGUGCGGGAGAGCAAGCCGACCCUCUUGUGGGCGUUGGAUAAUUUCGGAGGCGACUUUCGCAUCAUCCAUGUUCACCAGCCUCGUCAGAUGAAUCCAUCUCCACGUCCUCAAGAACUCGCAAGGCAAGAGAUGGAAAGCAUUCUGGCUGAGUACAUUCACAUGUGUGACCAAGCAGGGGUUCCUGCUAAGAAAAGAUACGUUGAGACGCAAGAUAUAGGAAAAGGGAUUGUGGAACUUAUCGAGCUGCAUGCCAUUACGAAGCUUGUCAUGGGAGCAGCUGCAAACAGACGCUAUUUUGAAGAGAUGAGACAACUCACAUCCACGAAAGCCAAAUUUGUAAACCAGCAUGCGCAUCCAUCUUGUCGUAUUUGGUUUGUCUGCAAUGGGAACCUAAUCUGGUCAAGGGAAGGUGAUUUAAACACUUUUGAUAUGGACAUCGCACCAUCGGUAUUACCUGGUGGUUCUGUUGGUGAAUCUGGACACCAAAAUAUGAGGAGUCCUUCUCUUGGUUCGGUUCAUUCAAGAUCCAACUCUAGUGAAGUCGAAGAUGAUUUAGCUUUGGUUCGAUAUGAAAGGGGUGAGGGGAGCAACCACAUUACUGAAUCAAAUUCAGUGCGUGCAUAUGAAGGCUACAGUCAAAAUCAAAGUUAUACUGGAAGGGAAGGGAGUUAUAGCGAGGAUCUCUACAAACAACUUGACCAAGCAUGUGAAGAAGUUGCGCGUGCAAAACGGGAGGCACUAGAAGAGUUGAUCCGGCGUCAAAAAGCUGAGAAAACAGCGAAUGAUGCUACCCGCAAACUUAAAGCACUUGAAAAUGCAUUCAAUGAGGAGCUAAGAAGGAGGAAAGAUCUUGAGGAAUUGCUAGCAAAAGAAAAGGAAGCAUUCGAACUGCUGAAUAAACAGCAUGAGGAACUACAGACGCUGAGCGAGGAACUCUUGGCUAACCAAACAAGCGAACCCUCAAGUGCACGUGGACAGGCGUUAAUUUAUGAGUUUUCGUUCUCAGAAAUACAGGAAGCUACCGAGAGUUUUGAUUCAUCGUUAAUGAUUGAGGAAGGGGAGUAUGGGAGCACUUACAAAGGUUCGCUUCAUCACACGCCGGUGGCCAUAAAGAUGCUGCACCUCUGCAACUACCAUCAUGAGAUUCAAGUUGCGACUAAGUCGAGGCAUCCUAAUUUGGUAAGCCUCAUUGGAGUCUGCCCCGAUGCUUCGGCUGCCAUUUAUGAAUACCUCCCUAAUGGCAGCCUUGAAGACCAACUCGGUGCCAGGGACAGCAGCAACCAUCUAUCUUGGCAAACUCGAAUACAUAUUUGUGCAGAUACAUGUGCUGCACUUGUGUUUCUUCAUUCUUGCUACGGUAUGGUACAUGGUGAUCUGAAACCGGGAAAUAUUCUUCUUGACUCAAACUUCGUGGCCAAAAUAACGAACUUUGGAUUGCAUUCUGCCCAGUCUCAUUCCCCCACGACAGGAGAAUUAUCUUUUGCCUCUGAUGUUUAUUCAUUUGGUAAUGUGUUAUUGCGGUUACUGACUGGGAGAUCAGCCCUGAAUUUAGAUGAAGUGAUGCAAACUGCAUUAGAUGUAGGGAAUUUAAGUGUCGUGUUGGAUCCUACAGCAGGGAACUGGCCAUUCGAGCAAGCCAAGGAGCUGGCUCACCUGGCAUUAAGUUGCCGUGACAGUGAUAGCAAUAAUCGACCGUGUCUUAGGUCACAGGUGUGGCCGGUACUUGAAAGGAUGCGAACCCGUUGUGAAGCCUCAUUAUCCAGUCGGUCUGGUCCAGAAGAGCCUGGCCAGCCUCCUCAAUAUUUCACUUGUCCUAUCUCCCACGAAAUCAUGCGAGAUCCUCAUGUGGCGGCAGAUGGUUUUACUUACGAAGCAGAGGCAAUAAGGCUCUGGCUUAGAGACCACGAUACUUCACCCAUGACGAAUCUUCAGCUUUCAAACCGUGGGCUUUUCCCGAAUCAGACUGUCCGCUCAAUGAUUCAAGAGUGGCUGCAAAACCAUUGAUCCUUAAUUUUGGCAUGGAAUUGUAUCAUAGGCGUUUUGGUUUCUAGGUCUUGGGUGUCGGUUUGACCACCUCGCAUUUACCGUCUGUACAUACCAUGAGUGGAUUUCUCAGUGUGCAUAUGCUACGAAAUGUGCUUAGAAUUGCAUGAAAUCUAUUUCAACUGUAUCUCCAUAUCACGUAAUUUAACCAUGAUCUUGUUAUCCUUCUUUGCA